Salpingoeca rosetta is the source of this 20004-nucleotide messenger RNA. Its product is annotated as Mdn1 protein. Gene Ontology annotation, molecular function: ATP binding; ATP hydrolysis activity. Lineage: Eukaryota; Choanoflagellata; Craspedida; Salpingoecidae. The transcript has 21 exons. The record is from RefSeq and is a predicted model, not a curated record. Bases 1 to 20004 code for a protein of 6667 amino acids. Gene Ontology annotation, biological process: ribosomal large subunit assembly; rRNA processing. Gene Ontology annotation, cellular component: preribosome, large subunit precursor.
AUGGCAACAAAGGAAGAGCAAGUGGCUGCUGCCGCCGACCAGCAGCAGAAUGAGGACCAUGAACAUACCUGGGGCCUGCUCGAUGUGGCCAAAGCUCUUGAGACCAUGCAGGGCGUCUCUCAGAUCUGCGAUGACCACCUCGCUCCACUCUACACACAGCUUCAAAAGGUGCAUGCUGGCACUGCGGCAGCGGAUGACUUCCGUGCAGAAGCGCUCCACAAAGCAGCACAGCUGCUGCUACACCCAGAUGCGUUUCGCACUGUCGCGCGGUACUUCAGGCCAGUGCUCCUCGAUCUCGUCUGCAGGUGCACGCGCCGCAUUCAGGAAACACAAGGGCAACCAGAAUGGCUUGAAUCCCACGAGUGCCUCUCCUUCGCACUGGCACACCUCAUCCCAACAGCACCGUACCUUCGAAGCGUGACUGUGGAGUACUUUGCCGCCGUUCAGGCGCCGCCAUUUGAGCGCUUGCGCCGCCAGCCCAUCAACACUGUCACGGAAGCGCAGCUUGAGGUAACACAGUGCUCGGACGAUGACGUGCGCAACACAUCUCCUGCUCCUUCACAACCGCCGCGCACUGGCGGAUAUGUGGGACUGCAUGUCACUGCGAUUCUUGGACUCGUGCACCACUUGCCGGGCGCAACCAUUCUCGCUCUUGAAAGGCGGCUUGGUGCGCAGGUGCACAGCAGUCACGUUGAGCUGGAGUGGCAGCGGGCAGAGGCAGCAGAGCAGCACACCAUCGCCAGCGCCGCGCCGGCCAUUCGCCCAGCCGCCUCUGCUAAAACAGAGGAUCCCAUCAACGAGCGUAUGCAGGCAACAGAUGCGGACUUGAGCUCAGAUGUCGUCAACAUCAGCGGCAUCCUCUUCGAAAAGGGUCACCGCUUCGCAUCAUCACAAUCAUCGUCAUCGGACGAAGAAAUCUCUACCGCUGCUGCCGCUACUGCUUCGGACAUGUUUGUGCCGACAGCGUCAGCGCUGCGCAACCUGCGCUCCAUUGCCGUUGCCCUCACCCUGCACAUGCCCGUGCUGCUAACGGGGAGCACGGGCGCAGGCAAGACACUGCUUGUUGAGCACUUGGCGCGGCUAACAGGGCGGGUGGCGGCGGGCUCGCGGCUCAUCAAGAUCCAGAUGGGCGACGACACAGACAGCAAGGUACUCCUCGGCACAUAUGUGUGCACGGAUAUCCCGGGGCAGUUCCGCUACCAAGAAGGCAUUCUGACGCAGGCGGUGCGGCAGGGCCUGUGGCUGCUGAUUGAGGACAUUGACCAGGCGCCACUGGACGUCAUCUCCACGCUGCUGCCACUCGUGGAGAACAACACCCUCUUUGUGCCCGGCCGUGCCGAGACCAUCCCCGCCCGCAGCGGCUUCCAGCUCUUCUGCACAUACAGGAACACAUCUGGCGGCAGCGCAGCAGGCACCGGCGCCAACUGGGGCAUCAUCGCCGCGCACAUGACGCAGGUGCGCGUGGAGGAGCCGUCGCCAGCGGAACUGCGCACUAUCAUCCGCACGCGCUUCCCCUCGCUCGUGGGCGUGCUUGAUGUCAUGCUGUCCACCUACCAGCGGCUGCAGUCGCUCAUGGGUGGCUCACGCAGGGCAGGGCGCCGCCGCCGCCAACACCACCUCAGCUUUGCUGAUGCUUCCACCAACAUUACGACAGGCCCAUCAUCUGCGUCAUCAUCACAGGUGCCCGAGCACGCGCUUGGGGCGAAUGCUGCGGUGUCGCUGUCGCGUGCCAGCAAGAAGGCCGUGACGCCACGUGACAUGAUCAAGUGGUGCACGCGCAUCAGCCAGCAUGACCCGCUCACCCGCGAAGUCGUGUUCCUGGAGGCCGUGGACUGCUUCUGCGCCAUGCUGCCGGAGCAGGGCGGGCGCAGCAGCCUCAUCUACGCGCUGGGGCAAAGCCUGGACGUGGCCAAGGUGGAGGUUGAGCAGUUUCUCUCGUCGUACCGCCCGGGCAUUGCCGAGGUCGAGACCUCGCUCUCCAUCGGCCGCUGCAGUAUUGACAAAUACGAUACGCAGAGCACUGGCGCUGCCCUCGUUCCCACGGGACACACGUACUCGUACGCGUUCACCAAGCCUGCGCUGCACCUGAUGGAACGCUUGGCGGUGUGCAUCAAGCUCAACGAGCCCGUGCUCCUUGUUGGCGAGACGGGUACGGGCAAGACAACGGCUGUGCAGAAGCUGGCCCGCAGCCUCUGCAAGCGCCUCGUCGUCAUCAAUAUGUCUCAACAGAGCGAUGUCGUCGACCUGCUGGGUGGGUACAAGCCCGUGGAUGUGCGUGUGCUGAUUCAGCCGGCACUGGACACGUUCCGCCAGCUCUUCUUCCAGACCUUUUCUCGCAAGCGAAACGCAGAGUUUAUGGCACAGCUUGAGCGAAGUUUCGCGCGCAAGAAGUGGCGUGCACUGCUCAAAGGCAUGCAAUCCGCUAUGGUGAACGUGCGCAAGCGCAUGGACACUGCGCGUGAGGAAGGCCCCGCCACCGAUGAUGCGUCUGCACGAAACCUCAUGAAGCCAGCGCUCAUGUCGCAAUGGGAGGAGUUUGAUGCUGCUUUGGAACACCUCUGCAUCCAAGUUGAACAGGCCGAGAACAGCUUUGCCUUUUCCUUUGUCGAAGGCACGCUGGUCAAGGCCCUGCAGCGCGGCGAUUGGCUGCUGCUGGAUGAGGUCAACCUCGCCUCGCCAGAAACCCUCGAGUGCUUGAACAGCCUCCUCGAGAACAGCGCUGGAUCCCUUGUGCUGACAGAGCGUGGUGAUCUGAAACCCGUGGAGCGCCAUCCAGAGUUCCGCCUGUUUGCUUGCAUGAACCCGGCAACAGACGUCGGCAAGCGCGAUCUCUCCACUGGCCUACGAAACAGGUUCACGGAGAUUUUUGUGGACGAGAGCAAUGAUGAAGAGGACUUGACGGCAAUUGUGGAGGCGUAUCUUGCUGCGCUCUCCAUUGACGACCAGUCCUUGUUUGCCAAGAUUGUGCGCGUGUACCGCAGGGCGUGCGAGCUUGCCAAGACAGACCUCCGUGACGGGUCCAACAUGCGACCCCACUUUAGCCUGCGUACGCUGUGCCGCGCCCUGAUCCACGCCAGAGCGCUGGCGCCUGUGUACCCGCUGCACCGCGCUGUGUACGAGGGCGUGUGCAUGAGUUUCCUGGCGCAGCUGAACCGGCGCUCGUACAACUCGAUGAAGCACCUCAUUGACUCCACCCUCCUCAAGAGCGACCGCGGAGACAAGCAGGUGAAGCGCUUGGCCAUGCAACUGGAGCAGCUUCCCCCGCGCCCAAAGCACGCCAGCCACGUCUCGUACGGGUCGUACUGGCUGCCAACCGGCGACCAGGAGCCAACCCAGCCAGCCAACUACAUUGUCACGCCAACCAUCGAGCAGCAGCUGCGCGACGUCGUGCGCGUCGUUGCCUCGGGCAAGUUCCCCAUCCUGCUGCAGGGCCCAACAAGCAGCGGCAAGACCAGCAUGGUCAGCUACCUGGCGCAGCUGACCGGCCACAAGCUCGUGCGCAUCAACAACCACGAGCACACCGAUAUCCAAGAGUACCUGGGCUCGUACAUUGCAGACGAGCACGGGAAGCUUGCCUUCCAGCCGGGCGUGCUGGUGCAGGCCGUGCGACAGGGCCACUGGAUUGUCCUUGACGAGCUCAACCUGGCGCCCACGGACGUGCUGGAGGCAUUGAACCGCCUGCUCGACGACAACCGCGAGCUGUACAUCCCGGAAACGCAGGAGACGGUGCGCGCGCACCCAAACUUCAUGCUGUUUGCGACGCAGAACCCACCGGGUAUGUACGGCGGACGCAAGGCGCUCUCGCGCGCGUUCCGCAACCGCUUUGUUGAGAUCCACUUUAGUGAAAUCCCGCACAAGGAGCUGGAGGAGAUUCUCAGCAAGCGCUCGCACAUCCCAAGCAGCCGCGCCAAGCUACUGGUGAAGAUCAUGCACCAGCUCCAGAAGCGCAGGCAGGCCACAAACCUGUUUGCAGGCAAGGACGGCUUCAUCACCCUGCGCGACCUCUUCCGAUGGGCAGAGCGCUACCAGCGCACGCGGCCUGACUCUGGCAACGCGCAGCAGCUGGAGAGUGCACGGCGCAUGGAUGCACCCGCCAACCCGGACCUGAAGCGCGCCAAGCUGUCAACGCCCACCGCUGCGGGCGCCAAGGCAGCCGGUGCUGACGACAAGGUCACACGCGACUUUUACGACGACUUGCAGGUGCUGGCCAACGAUGGCUACAUGCUGCUGGCAGAGCGCGUACGUCGGGACGACGAGAAGCAAGUCGUGCGCGAGUGCAUCGAGGGUGUUCUCAAGCGAACCGUGGACGUGAGCGCUCUGUACGAGUGCACGCACAGCCCACUGUUUGCCCGCGCACAGGCUGCACUGGCUGAGGCGCGCGAUGACCCGGCCCACCCGCUGCACAUGUUCCGCGACGUGGUGUGGACGCGUGGCAUGAAGCGCCUCUUCUGCCUCGUGGAGCGCUGCCUGCAAGUCAACGAGCCUGUGCUGCUGGUGGGCGACACCGGCUGCGGCAAAACGACGGUGUGCCAGAUCCUCACCACUCUGCUCGGCCAGCCGCUGCACAUCAUCAACUGCCAUCAGAACACAGAGACAUCCGACUUUCUCGGUGGUCUGCGGCCCGCACGCAAGGCCUCUUCCGAGGAAACCCAGUCAGAUGCCCAGACCAACGCUGCUCAGGCCUCAGAGCAAGCAUCCACAGCCUCCACGCAACAGCCGCAACAGCAGCAGGAGGAUAAGGAACAGCAGGAGGAGAAGCAGGAGCAACAGCAGCAACAACAACAACAACAACAACAACAACAACAACAACAACAACAACAACAACAACAACAACAACAACAACAACAACAACAACAACAACAACAACAACAACUACAACGACAACAACAACAGGAGCAACAACAACAACAACUACAACUACAACAACAACAACAACAACAACAACAACAACAACAACAACAACAACAACAACAACAACAACAGGAGCAACAACAGCAGGUGUCCACAGCCACGGACAAAGACGAGGUGAUGGUGAUGAUGAAGAAGAACAAGAAGAUGAACAAAGGUGGCAAGCGCAAGGCUGGUGUCGCUGAAUCUGAUGCGGUAGCCACGGACGAGACAGCACCAGCGACAACCGUGCAGCAAGAAGACAAGCCCAGCACAACCCCCGAACAAGCAGGGGAGGCAUCUGCCCAAGCCAGCAGCAAGAAGAAGCGCCGCUCGAGGAAGAAGGGAAAGCGAGCCAAGCAGCAGGAGCAGCACAAUGAUGCUGACGCUGAGACGAACGAAACAGCAGCGGACCAGCAGAACCCCUCCUCUGCUGCUCCUUCACCUCAGAAGAAGACAAAGAAGCACAAGCAACAACAGCAACAGCAGCAGCCAGAGAAGGUCAAGUUGUUUGAGUGGUGCGAUGGCCCGCUGGUGCAGGCCAUGAAGGCGGGUCACGGGCUGUUGAUCGAUGAGAUCUCGCUUGCUGACGACUCCGUGCUCGAGCGCCUGAACAGUGUGCUGGAGCCGAGCCGCGAGCUGCUUCUCGCCGAGAAGGGCGGCGUGCACCCCGAACACAUCCGCGCGCACAACGAGUUCCACAUCAUGGCCACCAUGAACCCUGGCGGUGACUUUGGAAAGAAGGAGCUGUCACCCGCACUUCGCAACCGCUUCACGGAGAUUUGGGUCGCCGCCGUCACGGACGAGCACGAUCUGCAAGCAAUUGUGUCGCAUGCGCUGCGUGCACCGGAGCUGCAGCGGUUUACGCUGCCCAUCAUCCAGUUCCCCACGUGGCUCAAGCAGCACGAACGGUUUGCCGCCGCCAUCUCGCUUCGUGACCACUUGGCGUGGGCGCGCUUUGUGCGUGCGUGCAGCGAAACCAUGUCGCCGGCCGCUGCGUUUGUGCACGGCGGCUGCCUCGUGUACAUUGACGGGCUUGGCAUCUCUGCUGGUGGGUUUGGAAACCCCGUGGGCGCCCGGAAGCGCUGCGUGGAGCAACUCCUCUCGUAUCUGUCGCCAGAGGAACGGGAGGCUGUGCGUAGCCAGGGCGUUGACGAUGGCACAUUCGUUCCAAAGCUCUCCUCACGGCAGACUGCCAACACCGCUGACACUACUGCUGCUGCUGCUGCUGCUGCUGGAGACACUGCUGCGAGUGAUCACGAUCAUGUUGAUGACGGUGAUGAUGGUGAUAGUGACAAGACAACUGGUGAAGGUGACACGAACGAAAGUCCUCAUGCCGAUGACCACGACGCCAGCUCCCUGUCAAGGCAGGGCUGGUUCGGCAUGGAGCCGUUCUUCAUCAAGUGCGGCUCCAACAAGGUUGAGGAAACCAGCUUCACACUCAACGCACCCACCACCGCACAGAACAUGUUCCGCGUGCUGCGCGCCAUGCAAGCUGGCAAGGCCAUCCUGCUGGAAGGCUCCCCUGGCGUGGGUAAGACGUCGCUUGUGAUUGCGCUUGCACGCGCCACGGGACACCACGUCGAGCGCAUCAACCUCUCUGAGCAGACGGAUGUGUCGGACCUGUUUGGUGCUGAUCUUCCCGUAGAGGGAAAGGCGGGCGAGUUUGCGUGGCGCGAUGGCCCGCUGCUGCGCGCGCUGCGCCGCGGCGACUGGGUUGUACUUGACGAGCUCAACCUGGCCUCGCAGUCUGUACUGGAGGGCCUCAACGCAUGCCUGGAUCACCGUGGUGAGGUGUUCAUUCCAGAGCUCAACCGCACGUUCAAGUGCGACCCGCAAAACUUCAAGCUGUUUUCCUGCCAGAACCCCGUGCGCCAGGGCGGCGGCCGCAAGGGCCUGCCCCUUUCCUUCCUCAACCGCUUCACGCAGGUGCAUGUUGACGUGCUGUCCCCAGAGGACAUGCUGUCGAUUGUGUCCUCGCGGUUCCCGCGCGUCCCCGAGCCCGUGCUGCAGGCCAUGAUCACCUUCAACAGCAGCGUGCGCGGGCGGCAGCAGCGCGCCCUGGCCAAGGCCCAGGGCACCGACGUGAACCUGCGUGACGUGUUCCGCUGGUGCGAGGCCAUGACAGCUCUGCAGCACGAGGACAGCUACGACCCGCGCCAGUUUGUGCCCGUCAUCUACGGUGGACAGCUGCCGGAGAGCGGGAUCAUGACUGGCCAGGGCGGUGCUGCCGCAGCGGCGUCGAAGAAGUGGCGCGAUCACCUCUGUGUUCUCAGCACAGAGCUGCUUGAUCCUGUUUUGCUGCCGUCCCCAGAAGGCAACACAGGCCACAAGCAGAAGCGACAUGGCGCUGCUGGUGGUGAGGAAACUGCUGCCAACAGCCUGUGGACAUCGCCCUCUCCCUCCCGCACGCUGUUCGAGUAUCCACGAACGAUGAUGGUUGACGAUGCCUGCGUGGUUGUUGGCCGCGCAAAGCUUCCGCGCCGUCGCCAGGCGCUGAUGCUGCCGCCGGGCGCCGUGGCCGCUGACGAACUCAUGGACACCUUCGACUUGCUUCCCCAGCAGUACGCGGGCCUGGAAGCGCUUGCCGUUGGCCUGCAGAUGGGGUGGAUGGUGAAUCUCUCCGGCCCAGCCGCCUGCGGCAAGACGCAGAUGGUGCGCAUGCUCGCCAGCCUGACAGGCAACACGCUGUGCGAGUUUGCCAUGAACUCCUCCAUCGAUACGCUCGAGCUUCUGGGCGGGUUUGAGCAGCUGGACAUGGAGCAGCACCGCAACGAGCUCAUGCUCUCCGCACGCAACCUGCUGCACGCUGCCUGCGACGCCGUCGUGCAGGUGUACACCACAAUUGACGGCAACGCCGACACGCAGCGGCUCGUGCAGGCACUCACGCGUCUGCAUUCCUCAUGGCGGUGCCUGAUUGCCCGCAACGGAUUUGUUGGGCAGAAGGCGCGCCAGGCCCAUGGCACCAACGUGGAUGUGGAGCAAGUUCGCAGCCUCCUCCACGUGGUGCAGCAAGAAGCAGCCACGCUGCGGUCCACGGCUGGGUCCACAAGAGCCGGUGAUGGUGUUGUGGACGCGGCGCUUGAGCUGUUGGACGAAAGCAUCACCACCGUCAUUGAAUGCCUCAACCGCGUUCAAGACCUCGUUUCUCAUCGCACAGAAGGCAUGUUCACGUGGCGCAACGGCUUGCUGGUGGAGGCAUUGAUGAAAGGGCACUGGCUGCUGAUUGAUAACGUCAACUUUUGCUCGCCGUCCGUGCUCGAUCGCCUGAACGGUUUGCUGGAGCCCAAGGGCGUGCUCAUUGUCAGCGAGCGCGGCGUGAUUGAUGGCCAGAUCCCCGUCAUCAAGCCGCAUCCAAAUUUCAGGCUCAUUCUCACCAUGGACCCGCGCCACGGCCAGCUUUCUCCCGCCAUGAGGAACCGAGGCAUUCAGGUGUGCUGUCACUUGGACUUGGCCACGAGCGAUGACUACGUGAAGCUGGCGCGCUCUGCGGGCUUGCACCACGAGCAAGGCAUCCGCCGUCUGUCUGCUUUUGCACAGCACAUUGGUGGCAAAGGGCACUACAAGACCUACGCAGUCACCCACUACGUGCACGCCGCCACCGUUGCUGCUGCCUUGCUGCGCCACGGUGCCACGCUGCACGAGAGCUUACAGCUUGCCAUUGCACAGACAUAUGACGACGUGAGUCCAUCCACGGUUGCCCUGUUUGCUGGCGGCGAUCUCGCCAAACCCGCCUCAGCAGAUGCAACAAAAACAGCAGCGACGGAAGCCUCGUCCCCCUUUGCAUCCCCCGAUUACACCCUGAUCAGCGCCACCGUACGCGAUGCCGCGCUGUUCCAGUGCAUGCGCGUCGUUGCCACGUUCUUCCAGCAGCCGGCCACCAGGCGCUGGCUUGCAACCGCUGCCGCUGGCAGUGGUGCAGGAAGUCAGCAUGCGCAAUCACACGUGGCCGAGUACUCGUGGUUGAAUGCGUCCGCCAUGCGCAAGUCAACCACGUCUGCGAAGCGCCUGUCCUCGCUGGCAUCGUUGCUCACGGCAACAGCAGACCCAGCGCUGGUUGCCGCGCUCAACGCGUUCGCGGCGUGGAUUGGGCACGCCGAUGUGCAAGCUCUGGAGACGGCCCUGGCACAAUUUCCAUUCUCCAGCAACGCCAAGGAGCACGUCAUUCUCCCUGCCCUCGUUGCUCUUCGGCAAGAGCUGCAGAAAGCAAAUGCGGUCAGCGCCGAGGUGAACACGCCGCUGCAGCAGUUCACGACAGACGGUGGCCUGGUGGAUGUGCGGCCAGCUUGGCUGUCAUACCUGCAACAUGUACUGUCGCAGGCGGAUGCAAAAGGCAUUCAGACAACGCUGGCCCGCUCCGCGUUCGCUGCGGCUGUGCAAUCGUCGCUGUCUGCGCUGCAAGCGAACCAGCGCAUCUUCCUGCAAAUGUCCAACGGUAUUGCCUUGCGAGACCUGCGUCUGGCCCAGCUGCCUUGGCUGCUGCAGUGCCGCUUGUACGCCAGCAAGAACCUCAACCGCAGCCGCCUCAGCCACGCAUGUGUGCCCUACCUGCAGCAGCUGCUGGACACCGUCGACACUCGCUUCCACGAGGUGCUCUGCGCCCUCAUGGCCGACACUCCCAAGGACCACGAAGGCCAGGUCGCCGACAGCACACACACUGAUGUCGCUGCCUCAAACACUGCUGACGCCAAGAGCAUCAGCACGGCUGAAUUGACUUGGGCCGUGAUGCAAGCUGUGCUGCUGCGUGCGCGCUUGUUUGCGGCGGUCACCCAGGCAGGCGACGUGGACAUUGCAUGCGACACCAGUGCAGACGAGGAGGAGUCCAAUGUGCAGGUGAAGCAGGAGGUGGGUGCUGAGGAUGGGGAUGACCUCCUGUUCCUGAGAUGCUCUCGCCGGGAGGUCGUGGCGUCCACAUGGGCCGAUCUGCACCACAGCCUGCGUGAUGCCAGUGCUCUCGUCUGCCUCGACACCUCUCCUGCAUCGGAAGCCCUAAACGCGAGCGCGUAUGCUUCCCUUGCAGAGAAGAUGCACGCAAGCCUUGGGCUCAGCACCGAGGUGGACGGCGACAGCAUGUUUGCGACCCUGUUCUUGUCCCAGCCAUUCCACAGCAAACGCUGCUUUGACACGCACGCAGCCCUGCAGCAGGCUGCGCGCUUGAGCAGUGCGGUUGAUACGGUCGCUGCACGCACGACAGACCACACCUUUGCGCUCCACAGCUUGCUGGACACGGACGCCGCGUUUGCCAUCACGGCAAAAGAGCGCAAGAUGCUCAUUGAUGCGCUGGCGACGCUGCCCAGCGUGGACCGGCAGGAUCCCGCCAUCUACCGCACACUCGACAGCCACUUCCGGCAGGCACUCACGCAAGACGCCUCGGCAAAUGACGAUGCCGGUGCUGAUGAUGCCAGUGCACGCGGUGCUGCACUGGGCCACGCAGGCGCGCGUGCGGAUGCCACGUCGGCCUCGGUGCUCUCCGCACUUGAGGAAGUGCCCGGUGCGAUCCAGGCGAUCGCAGACAAGGCGCAGCCGCCAGCGACGACCGUUUACCGCCGCUGCUUCGAUGCGCAGCUGUGGCCUGUCGGCGACUUGAUUCACGCACACGACACCCACCGCGCGCUCGCCGACCUUGCAACAGCGCUUCAGGCAAACCCAGCCCUCGUUGGGGCACUGACAAACGCCGCAAGCAGCGAGGAAGCAACAACAAGCAGUGAUGGCAGCAGUGGCAACCCUGAGGUCAUUACUGCCAUGUACCACCUUGCUGCGCGGCUGGAAGAGCAACGCGGGCCAUCGCACAGCAUCAGUCUCGCAGCCAAAACCCAGCAGCUUCUGUGGCUGCUUGGCACCGUCGCUUCCCAGCAUGCCAGAGGGAGCGAGAACAGUGCCCAUCCUGGUACCAGCACCAAUGCCAACGGCGAUGCCAAGGGUGACGGUGACGAUGGAAAGCAAGAGCGGCUGCGCGGCUUGCUGCGUGGAUCCCUGCUGUUCACGCUUGGCGAGGCCCUUCACGCCCUGUGCCACAACACGGCCCAGCACAUGCCUGGACCCGACGCACCGCCCCCGCCGUUUGCGCUCGCCGUGCCUGUGCCGGAAGAGGAGGCCGAUGCUGCGGCCAUGGAGGAAGCCAGUGUUGACGGCACGGCUGUCCGCGGGCCCCGCAGCGUGCAUGUGCCCAGGAAGAGGAAGGAGAUGGAUGAAGCGCAGGCUGGCGCAGAGCAACAGCAGGAGUGGGUUGAGGCGCGCGGCGCCGCGCUCCUGAUGCGUGCCGGUGUCACUGCCCACAUGAUGUGGCUGAAAAACAUGGGCGCCGUUCCCCUGGACGGCACCGAGGACAAGCUGUGGCAGCUGCAGGAGCUGAAGCGAUUCCUCACCACCACGCACGUGCCCCCAUCCAGCACAGCGGGGCGUCGCGCAGAUGCGCAGCUGUGCGAGGGAUACCGGUUCUUGCUGUGGGAGGCCACGCAGGGCGCGGGCGUGGAUCUGCACCAGCUCACCCCAAUCGCAGAUGACCUCAGUGCUUCUCUCAGCCAGCCACUGGCCUCUGCCUCAAAAAGCGAUUGCGCAACAGCAGACUCAGCAGCAGCAGCAGCAGCAGCAGCAGCAGCAGCAGCAGCUGUGCAUGCGUCCGUGCAGACCGCACGCAUGUGGGUGCAGCUGGGGUGCCUCGUCCUGGCGCUGGCCAAACCGCGCUCUUCCGUGGAUAAGGUGACCAAGCAGGUGCUGCGCCUCGCCGACCUGAGCUGGAUGCACCAGUUCCUGCAGGCGCGCCUCGCCACAGAGUCGGACUUUGGGCGUGCGUUCACGGACGGCGCUGACGCGUCUGUCUUUGCCGCGUGCCAGGAGGCUUCUGACUGGACACGACGGGUUCUCGCGUCCGCGCGUGAGUGCCUGAAGCAGGUGGUGUACCGGCCCGCACAGCAGCCAUUUGCCAACCUGUUUGACGAGCUCACGGCACUGUACGAGGCGAGCGAGCACGGCGGCAAGCUGCUUGCGCUCUGCACCAAGCUGGCCCAGCUGGCUACAUCGCCGGCAGCUUUCAAGAAGCGCGGCGCGUCCGCCUCCGCAUCGGUGCAGGCCGUGCAGGAGGUGGAGCACUGGCGGGUGAUGCUGUCGCAGCUGGCACGCCGCCUGCGCGUGGAGUACAGCGGCUUCCCAGAUGUGGUACAGCCCGUGUGCUGUGCACUGUACAUGGUGCUGCAUGGCCUGACUGCGCUGCGCCACGACGUGGUGUGUGCCCGCGCUGCUGCUGCCGGGGAAAUUGCGCCCGUGCAUCGCGUGACAGGCGUCUUGCACGACUUGACGCGCCUCCCCUCCCACCCACGCGUCGCAGAGACGCUGUACUCGCUGCUUGACGUGGCCAGCAUGUCGCGCCUCGUGCCUGCCACCCGUCCACAGCCCCGCGCGCGCAUGGAGCGCACCUUGCUGCGGGCGGCGCUUGUGCUGCACCGCAACGCACUGGCCACCGCGUGGGGCACGGCCGCGCGCAGCGUUCACCCGCUCACAUCGGACACGCUGGCGCUGGCGGCCCCAAGCAGCUCGAUGGACGGCUUCCUGCGCGUGCUCAACGUGGUGUGUACGCGGUGGACUGCGGCGAUGAAGCGGCGACAGGAGGAGCAGGCAGAGAAGGAGCAGCUGUUCAAGUACCGCGCAAAGACGCACGAGAUUCUGUCGAGCGAAGAGCAGGCGGAGCGCGAGCUGCAGCGCAUGUUCCCCACAUACUUCAAGGAGUAUGCAGACCUCGACGACGUCGCCUUGGACGCGCUGGACGGCCGCGAGGCGAGCCUGCGCGACACGGGCGUUGACGCUGACGCUGAAGGUGAGGAUGGCGACGGUGAUGGGGACGGCGAGAACAAAGACGCCGUGGCUGCCGUUGCAAAGGACUCUCUUGCCGUUGUGGACGUGGAGCUGAUGCGAGAGGCGGUGCACGCGCACAAGCAGGCCUUCCACCUUGGCCACCUGUACGACAUCACCGUGGAUAUGAGCACGUCCCUGCUCAAGUCGCAGCGGCUCAAGUCUGACAAGACCAUGAAGCAGGAGCUGGCUGCGCGGCGGGCAGAGCGGGUCCGCGCCCUUGACGUGGACGCAAGCGACCAGCUCGAAAUGCUGCAGACCCAGCACGCCAUUGCCGUCGCUGUCUCUGCUCACAACGAGCACGUUGCCGGCGAUGCGGAUGCUGUGCUGUGGCCGCUGCACACGAUCCAAGUGGCGCACAAGCUGUCUCGAUUCGGCACGGGCACAGGCGCCGGGGACGAGGCCAGCGUGGACCCGCUCGGCGACAGCGUUCGCGGUACCCACAGCAUGCCGGACACGUACGACUUUUAUCGCCACCCGCACCCGAGCGAGGCGCGCAUGGUGCGCCCCGUGCUGGCGCAGUUCCUGGCGCGGCUGCAGGCGCUGCUUGAGGAGUGGCCGGAGCAUGCCGUGCUGCUGCAGCUGCAAGCACUCUCCCUGCGCAUCCUGGAGUUCUCCCUCUCCGUGCCCUUGCCGAAAGUACUGACGGGGCUUGACCUGAUUCUGCGGCGCGCCGUUGACUGGGAGCAGGUGGCCAGCAAGCAGGUUUCGCUGCGUGCCGAGCUGGACGAGAUCUCUGCGCUGGUAAUUCGCUGGCGCAAGCUCGAGCUGCGGUACUGGCCGCGCCUGCUUCCGGGCAUCUGGCAGGAGUUUGCCGACAUUGCCGCCUCCCGCUGGUUUGGCCUGUAUGGCACCCUGUCCAGCUUGCCAGCAGGCCUCAUGGCAUGCGUGCGCGCCCACCACCGCGUGCGUGCCGGCGAGGACAUCAACACACUGGUUCGCGGCGCCAACACUGAGUCAGAUGACAGCAAGCACAGCAGCGGCGGCGGCGGCGGCUCUGAAGGCGACAGCGGCGCUGCCACGUUUGCUUCGACGGCUGCCCGCACGGUGGGUGCUGUUCGAGAGGAGUGCGCGGAGCACGUGGCGAGCGUGCGCCAGACGCUCCAUGCCUUCAUGUCCGACAGCUGUACCCUGGGCGAGUACAUGCAGCGGCUUGAUCUGCUGUGGGCAUUUGCCGGACAGCUGCAGGCGGCGCGCGUGUCUGCGGAGGAAGAGUAUGGCGUGACGUAUGAGGCCGCAUGUGCGCACGGCAGCGCCUCUGCGGGGCCGUACGCCGCCAUCAUGGAGGCCAAGCGCAAGCGCGAGAAGGCGGAGAAGAAGAACAAGACGCAGGAGGAGAAGCGGUACUACACGGACGAGGACGAGGCGAGGCGGCUCGGGCAGGUCGACCUGACGGAGGAGCAGGCGACGGCCGCCAGCGAGGCAGCUGCUGUGCUGUCCAACACCGUCAAGCACGUGGGCGUGCUGUAUGUCGAGUUUAUCGGCGCGCUGCACAGCGUCCUCUUCAACUUGAGCCAGUACUUUGCGCAGUUUGUGCCCUCUGUGGAGGAAGCCAUUCGCACGCGGCGCAUUGAGCUGGAGAAGGAAGUGCGCAACUUCAUCAAGCUGAUCCGCUGGAAGGACACCAACUACGCGGCCAUGAAGGACACGGCCGCCAAGACGCAUCGCGCGCUGCACAAGUUCAUCCGCGCCUACAAGGAGGCUCUGAUGGAGCCUGUGGGGCCUGUUCUCGGCGGCAUCAAGACCGGCCUUGAGUUUCUGGAGUCGUCAUAUGCCAUGACGACGCUUGCCGAGGCCAGCAGCCGCAUGUGCACUGCAACGCGGGCUGCCAUUACGGAACACGCCCAGCGCAUUCGCGCAUCCUCUGCCGCACCGGCGAUGGGUACGUCGCCAGACGCUUCUUCUGCUGCUGCUGCUGAUGAUGAUGAUGAUGCCUCCUCCAAUGCCACAGCACUGGUGGCACGCCCUGCGUGGCCGAGCAACGCGGCACACGCGCCUCCAUCCGAUGUGCAAGGCGUGCUGGAGAUGGAGCAGCCAGCGCUGAGGGCGGCGCAGUUGGCGCUGAAGCGGCUACUGGGACCAGGCCGGCUGCAAGCGGUGGCCGCGGUGGACCGGCUGUGCAAGACGGUGAUCGGCCGCGUGCAAUCGCUGCAGGAGUGGGACCGCAACACUGUGAAGGAGCAGAUGGAGGCGCUGCGCAAGAAGCACGAGAAGGAGGCCGAGGUUGAGAAGAAGAAGCGGCGGCGCAUCCAGGUUGGCAAGUACGGUGGCGACAAGGAGGAGGAGGAGCAGGAGAAGGAGAUCCAGGAGCAGUUUGAGCUGGACAAGAAGACAAAGGCCCGCAUGCGCAAGCUGGGCAAGACCAUGAAGCAGAGCGCGCUCUCAGAUCUGCUGGGCACGCUAGGCAAGACGGGGCUUGCCGCCGGUGUGGGCAACGUGCGUGGUGCACAGGCACUUGCGUCGUGGCUGGAGACGAAUCCGCUCGGCCGCACCAAGGCCAACUGGACGGACGUGCAGGAGCUGGAGGCAGAACACGGCCCGCUGGUUACAUCUGUGCAGCGCUGUGGCGAGUACUUCUACCGCACGCUUGCCCGCCUCGAGGCCAUGCACACGGCCUCGGACAAACCACACAAGGACAUUGAGCUGUCGAUGGUGCCAAAGUGCCGCGGGUUUGCGCUGGACCUGUUCCGCUUCUUGCUGGUGCAGCGUCGCACGGUGAGCGAGAUGCUUGGCUCGCUCAACGCGCUCGACUGCGCAGCUCGACAGAUGGCGUCCUGCGCGGGCGCUUCGCCUGACCAGCUGCACCAGGACACGCAGCAACAACAAGAAUCCCAAGCGGUUCCUUCAUCGGCUUCUUCAUCGUUGUCAUCAUCAUCAUCGUCGACAUCAUCGUCCGUUGCUUCAUCCAAGCAGCCGGAGGAGGCCCGUCGGGUGCUGGGAACGCCAAAGGACGCGCGAGACAUGCUGCUCGUGGCGCAGACGGCGUGGAUGUCCCUCCGCGACUUCGCUGCCCGCGUUCGCAUGCUUGUGGAUGCCGAGGCGCUGAGCUUGGACGCAAGCGUGCUGGCAGGCCUGGAGAAGGACGUUUCUGCCAUGCACGAGCGUCUGCAGCAGGCCUUUGAACACGUGAAUGCACACACGCUGGUAAACCGCCGGCUUCACGUAGCGCGUGAUGUUGGUGACGACAGCGCCAAGGACAUGGAGGAGCAGCAGGACACCGCGGAUGAGAUGACAGACGACGUGAAACAGGGCGCCGCUGACAUCAGUGCCGGCCUCAUUGACUUUGGCCUGGUGACGCUGUGUGCAUCGCAGUGCCUGGCAGCGUCGCAUCGAUCCCUGACUGUUCUGGCUGAGCUGCCUGAUUCCCCAAUGCUGCGCGACGUUGUGCAAGACACGAGUGCCCUUGUGCAGGACUCUGUUGACUCACUGGAAAAGCAGCUGGCUACAGCCCUACUCAGGAAGCCCUCUGCAGCCGCCAGCGCCGCCGUGCCCACAGAUGCGGCGACAGAGGAGGCAUCGGCCACGGCAGUGCUCGAAUUUGUCAAGGCGAUGCUGCUGAGCAUCCAGCGCUCCGUGAAGCGUGCUGCGGCAGAGAAGAGCGCAUUCCAAGAGCAGGCUUCUUCUUCUUCUUCUUCCUCCUCCUCCUCCUCCUCCUCGUCUUCCACUGCUGCGCCAUCAAGCAAGGGCAAGCAGGAGACGGAAACGAAGAAUGAUGAAGAUGAUGAAGAUGAUGACGAGGACGAUGUUGAGCUGCAGCCGCGCCACUUUGUGCUCCUUGAGCGGGAGAUUCGCGGCCUGUUUGACGGCUUGCGCACGAAUCGCAUUCUGUCCCGCUAUGUGCGUGUGGCGGAGGUGCUUUCGCAGCAGCAGCGACUGUAUGGCGAAACGGCGGUGGCUGCGGCGUCGCGUUGGCUCCAGUAUUACCAGCCGCUCAUUGCGCAGUUCAAGCUCAUUGCGGAGGCGGUUGUUGCCGAGUACCUCGCCCUGCACAAGGCUACGAGCAAGCUGUGCUAUGUGCUGUCUGGCAUCUUUAAGGACCUCUUCACACGCGGCUACUGCGUGCCACCGGAGCUGGAGGACGACGAAGGCGAAGGCGGACACGAGGGCAUGGAGCUCGAAGGCACAGGCAUGGGCGAAGGCUCCGGCAAGAAGGAUGUCAGCAACGAAAUUGAGAACGAAGAGCAAGUCCAAGGUCUCCAGAGCGAUGAGCCUGAGCAGCCACCAGAAGAGGGCGUUGACGAAGAAGAGGAUGGUCUGGAGAUGGAGAACGACUUUGAGGCAGAGAUGUACGAUCGCGACCAACAGGACAACGAAGACAGCGACGAUGAAGUCGACGACGACGACAUUGAGCAACAGAUGGGCGACCUUGAGGGCGCCGAUGCCGAGACGCUCGAUCACGGCAUGUGGGCAGGUGAGGAUGAGGACGAGAAGGACGAGCCGAACGACGGGCACGAACAAGGCGGCGAGGAGCUUGGGGAGACAGAGCUUGGUGCCAAGCAGGACAACGACCCAAGCGGUGCCGAUGACAAGAAAGAUAAGAAGGACAAGAAGGAACAGUCCGAGGAAGGUGAAUCUGGGGAGAACCAGGAAGAGCGCGGGGAUGAGAUCAACGACGAGUAUGUUGGAGAUCAGGAGGAAGACGUGGAGGAUGCGGCAGAGCAAGACCGCGCCAAGAAGGAGCAGGAGGAAGAGCAAAAGCAAGGCGACGGCGAAGGCGAAGACGAGGAAGACGGCGGUGAGGAGGACAAGGACAUGGACCUUGACCUUCCAGACGACCUGAACCUCGACAAUGGCAAAGACAACCAGGGCAUGGACGAGGGAAGUGACGACGACGAUGAUGAUGCGGGCGAAGACGCUGAAGGCAAGAAGCCCGAGAAAGACGACGAGGAUGGACAGAAGGGCGGCGAGGAGGAAGACGACGGUAUCGAUGACCAAAACAGGGAGGAACAGGAGCGUGCCGACCCCUUGCAGCAGGAGGACGAGACUACAGUUCCCGAUGCCAAGGAGGAAGAAGGCGAGGAUGAGGGUGAGGGUGAAGGUGAUGGAGAAGAAGGAGAAGAAGGAGAAGGAGAAGACAAGAAGCAAGAUGGAGAAGAAGGUGAAGAUGCGGCUGAGAAGGAGGAGGAGAAGGGAGAGGAGGAACAGCAAGAAAAGGACGCGGCAGACAAGCAACAAGAUGAAGCGCAAGCUGAUGAAGAGGAAGAGAACAAUGAAGGUGGCGAAGAAGAUCAGGAAGGCGAGCAGCAAGCACCUGAUGCAGGGUUUGAUGCCGCCAAGGAAGAAGAUGAGGAAAUGAACAUGCAAAUGGACGAGGACACCGACGAAGAGCAGGAGGACGGUGGUGGUGAAGAUGGUGAUGGUGAGGAUGCUCCACCCCCACCCCCUGCUGAAGACGAGAACGAUGAGCAGCAGCAACAACAACAGCAGCAGCAGCAGCAGCAAGACAAAGAAACCCCGGACGCCUUUGAGGACAGCGCGCUGAACCAAGUCUCCGCAACUGUCACGGAGGAUACGGGUAUGAUGGGGCUGGAAACGGUGGAGCAAGAAGCGGAGAGUGCGGAGACGGAGACUGCCGGUGGCCGCCACAGCCAGGGGUCCCAGCGGCGCAACCCCGAGCAGCAUCAGACGCAGCGCACGCAGCAGCAGGAGGAGGGCGAGAGUGGCCAAGACCGCAAGGAGGAGCAGUUUGAACGGCUGCAGGACACCAACCCGUACCGCAGCCUGGGUGACGUGCUCAAGUCGUGGCAGGACCGCCUGAACCUGCAGGAAGCGAGUGAGCAGCAAGACGAGGAAGAUGCUGACGUGAACGCGGAGGAGCAAGACCGCGAGGGCGAGCACAACGAGGAAGAGGCCAGCGCAGACGCAUUCCAGUUUGUGCGGGACAACGAGGCCUCUGACGCGCAGGUGCUAAGCUCUGCCACUGAAGAGCAGCAGAAGCAGCAAGAAGAGACGGUUGCGCAGGACGACGUGCAGCAGGAGGCCGAGGACGUGAUGGCGAUGGACAUGGCAGAGGAUGAGCCACUGCCCAAGCCGGACACGGCCCAGCAGCAGCAGCAGCAGCAGCAGCAGCAACAAGAGCAAGCUGAGGAUGAGGAGACCCCUGACAAAGAGGAGGAGGGGCAGAGCGCCGAAGACAAAGAGGAUGACAGCGGAGAGCACGCUGACACCAGUGCCAUGGACGGUGAUGGUGAGGACAAGUUGAAAGAGGAAGAGGAAGCGGACGCCACUCAGGACGGCGAGGAAGGCGGCGCCGGGGAUGGCAGCGCUGACGGUGCAAAGGAGGAUGAGGAGGCGGACGAAGAUGCGCAGGACGACGACAAGGCCCGCGGUGACGAUGAGCAGGAGGAGGAUGAGGAAGAAGAAGAAGAAAUGACGCCAGAGGAACGAGCUGAGCUGCGGCAGAAGCUUGAGGACGCGCUGGAUGGGCUGCGGGCGGACGAGAGCGAGCACGGCGAGACGGAGGCGGCGAUUGCGAAGAGCUUUGAGCUUUGGCAGGAGCUUGAGCACCUCACAUCGUCGCUGUCCCACUCGCUGUGCGAGCAGCUGCGCCUUGUGCUUGAAGCGUCGCAGGCGUCGAAGAUGAAGGGCGACUACCGCACAGGCAAGCGGCUGAACAUGCGCAAGAUCAUCCCGUACAUUGCGUCGCAGUUCCGCAAGGACAAGAUUUGGCUGCGGCGGACCAAGCCGUCCAAGCGUGAGUACCAGAUUGUGCUUGCGAUUGACGACUCCCGCAGCAUGUCGCUGUACCACUCCAAGCAGAUGGCGCUUGAGUCGCUGUGCCUCAUCUCGCAGGCGCUGAACAAGCUUGAAGCUGGCGAGCUGAGCGUGUUCAAGUUUGGGCAGCAGGUGGAUGUGGUGCACAAGGCGGGCGACCCCUUCACGGCGGCGAGCGGUGCGGAGUGCCUGCGCCGGUUUUCGUUUGAUGAGGAGCGCACGCGCAUUGGCGAGCUGCUGAAGCACGCGUCUGCGGUGCUGGGCGACAUGGCGGAGAAGCGGAUGCGCAGUCCGAAUCUGAAGGUGUCGCAGCUCCUGUUUGUGGUGUCGGACACGGACAACCUGUACCAGGAAGGGGAGGCGUUUGUGGAGCGCGCUGUUCAGCAGCUGCGAGAACAGAACGUGUUUUUGGUGUUUGUGAUUAUUGAUUCGCCGAGCAAGAAGCGCAGCAUCCUGAACCAGACCUCGGUCAACUUUGUCGGCAACAAAGUGCUCAAGGUCGAUUACAUGGACCGCUUCGCAGACAAGAACUACAUUGUGCUCAGGUCGGUGGAGUAA